Messenger RNA from Dimorphilus gyrociliatus, 1384 nucleotides. NCBI's taxonomy places the organism in Eukaryota, Metazoa, Annelida, Polychaeta, Dinophilidae. The record is from the annotation of a GenBank genome assembly.
GAAUUAUAUUCGAUAAAGAAAAAUGGCGACAGCUACGAAAGCCGAUGUCAAGAAAUGGCCUAACAACAAGGAGGAAUAUGAAUUACAUCAUGUUAUAGGAGCGGGAGCAACGGCCAUAGUUCAAUCCGCCUACUGUAUACCCUUAAAGGAGAGAUGCGCUAUAAAGCGAAUAAACCUAGAAAAAUGCAACACCACUCCAGAGGAAUUAGGGAAAGAAAUACAUGCUAUGAGUCAAUGUAAUCAAGAGAAUGUCGUUAGUUAUUAUACUUCGUUUGUUGUUAAGGAUGAGUUAUGGAUGGUAAUGCAAUUAUGCGGUGGUGGUAGCCUCUUGGAUAUUAUAAAAUUUAGAAUCAAACAAGGCGAAAAAUAUAGGCAUGGAGUUAUUGAUGAAAUUACUUUAGCUACUGUUAUGAAAGAAGUACUCAAAGGUCUUGAUUAUCUCCAUUCAACAAAUCAACUGCAUAGAGAUAUUAAGGCAGGCAAUAUCCUAUUAUCAGAGGAUGGUUCCGUUUUAAUAGGAGAUUUCGGUGUUAGUGCCUGGCUAGCAGAUUCCUCAACAAAUUCUAGGGGAGAGAAAGUAAGACAUACAUUUGUUGGAACUCCCUGCUGGAUGGCACCUGAAGUUAUGGAACAAGUUGCUGGAUAUACAUACAAAGCCGAUAUCUGGAGUUUUGGAAUUACAGCCAUUGAAUUAGCCACUGGAACUGCACCCUAUCAUAAAUUUCCACCAAUGAAAGUUCUCAUGCUGACUUUGCAAAAUGAUCCCCCUGGCCUUGAUACUGGAGUAACUGAUAAGGAACAGUAUAAAGCAUACAGUAAAGAUAGGGAUCAUAUUCGAAAAUAUCUCCUGAGUGAUUUAUCCCACGUUCAACAAGCAAAGCCAAAACGUGUACCAGGGUCUAGUGGCCGCUUGCAUAAGACUGAAGGUGGUACUUGGGAAUUUUCUGAUGAUGAAAUGGAUAAAAAUUCUGAAGAAGGAAAAUUAGCAUGCAACGACGAAUCAAGAACUCCACGUGUGAAAGAAGCUUCCCCAGUCGAGGAGGAGGAAACAGCAGCUCCAGUACCAGAAGCAGCUCCAGCUGUUGGUUCAACGCCCCUUAACUUUGUUUUGAGACUGAGAAAUACUAAAGGAGAAUUAAAUGAUAUAAAAUUUGAGUUCACCAGAGGACAAGAUACUGCAGAUAGUAUAUCUCGGGAAUUAGUGGAGGCAGAUUUAGUUGAUGGAAAAGACAUGAUAGUAGUUGCAGCAAAUCUCCAAAAGCUAUUGGACAGUGAUGAGAAUACUAAAAAUGUUACUUUUGCCCUGAAUUCUACCGGAAAUGUAAAUGAGAAGCAAGACGAAAAGGCACUGCACGGCUUUGCCCAAUUAUCGCUUUUAGACUGA